This is a messenger RNA of Danaus chrysippus (African queen), 2010 nucleotides long. Lineage: Eukaryota; Metazoa; Arthropoda; Insecta; Lepidoptera; Nymphalidae. The record is from the annotation of a GenBank genome assembly.
CUGGAUACGAGUCUUUUUGAGCCUUCAAAGAUCGUAAGAGUAAUGAGUGUUGCCAUAUUUUCCAGGUUCGCCUGCUUCCAAGAUCUUUGGGAUAAGAUAGAGUCAUGGGAGGGUGGUGUUGAAGGGUUCACUACUGGUUACCGUUACUAUGGGCCACAGUUCUGCGUCGACGGAUCAGUCGUGUGGAGAGAAUGGGCCCCUGGAGCACAUUCCCUUCAUCUUCAGGGAGACUUCAAUGGUUGGAAUCCAAAGAGCCAUCCGUUCAGGAAGCUGGAAUAUGGAAAGUGGGAGCUUUAUAUACCUGGAAAUGAGGAUGAAUCGUGUCCCAUCAAGCAUUUGAGUCGAGUCCAGCUUAUUGUGAAUGAACAUCUUUAUCGGGUGUCUCCGUGGGCGAGUUACGUUAAGCCAUAUGAAGGAUUCACUUACCAACAAUUCGUUUACAAACCGGAACAGCCAUACCAGUUCAAGCACAGAAAAGUUAAGAGGCCAUCUUCCUUACGUAUCUACGAAUGCCACGUGGGGAUCGCUACCAACGAGGGAAGAGUUGGCACUUAUCUUGAAUUCAAGGACAAUGUGCUGCCUAGGAUUAAAGAUUUAGGUUACAACGCUAUACAGUUGAUGGCUAUAAUGGAACACGCGUAUUACGCGUCUUUCGGAUAUCAGGUUACAAGCUUCUUUGCAGCUAGCAGUCGUUAUGGAACUCCCUGUGAGUUAAAGCAGUUAAUCGACCGUGCUCACGAGCUCGGUAUAUACGUGUUACUAGACGUGGUUCACUCUCACGCCUCCAAGAACACGUUGGAUGGUCUCAAUGAGUUCGACGGAACCAACUCCUGCUACUUCCACGACGGUGCGAGAGGAACACACUCGCUAUGGGACAGCAGAUUGUUCAAUUAUUCCGAAACCGAGGUGUUACGUUUCCUACUUUCUAACCUGAGAUGGUACCAAGAGGAAUAUCAGUUUGAUGGAUUCAGGUUUGACGGCGUGACGUCAAUGUUGUACCACAGCCGUGGUAUUGGCGAAGGUUUCUCUGGAAAUUAUGAUGAGUACUACGGAUUAAACGUUGAUACAGAAGCGCUCGUCUACUUGAUGGUGGCUAACGAGCUCAUACACUCCAUAGACAGCCAGGCCAUCACUAUAGCUGAGGAUGUAUCAGGCAUGCCAGCAUCCGGGCGACCAGUUCGUGAAGGAGGUACGGGAUUCGACUAUCGUCUAGGUAUGGCCAUCCCUGACAUGUGGAUCAAGUUACUGAAGGAAGAAAGAGACGAAGACUGGAAGAUGGGACACAUCGUACACACACUCACUAACAGACGGUGGAUGGAGGGCACUGUGGCGUAUGCUGAGAGCCAUGACCAGGCUCUAGUUGGUGAUAAAACAAUCGCGUUCUGGUUGAUGGACGCGGCCAUGUACACUCACAUGAGCACCCUCAGCGACCCCAACCCGGUCAUAGAGAGAGGUCUCGCGCUACACUGUAUGAUACGACUCAUCACUAACGCGUUGGGAGGAGAAGCAUACCUAAAUUUCAUGGGUAACGAAUUCGGUCACCCCGAAUGGUUAGAUUUCCCUCGAGCUGGCAACAACUCCUCGUACCACUACGCCCGGAGACAGUGGCAUCUAGUGGACGAUCAGCUGCUCAAAUACAAGUAUCUGAACGAAUUCGACAAAGACAUGCACGCCUUAGAGAACAAAUAUGGAUGGCUCGCAUCAAAUCCGGCGUACGUGUCAUGUAAACAUGAAGGCGACAAGGUGAUAGCGUUCGAGCGCGCGGGACUUCUGUUCGUCUUUAAUUUCCAUCCAAACCAAAGCUUCACCGACUACCGUGUUGGUGUCGACGUACCUGGAAAAUAUCAGGCUGUAUUGUGUUCGGAUAGUAAAAAAUACGGCGGUUUUGGUCGCGUGGAGCCGGAUGGGGAAUAUCACUUCACUCAGAACAUGCCCUGGAAUGACAGAAAGGAUUCCGUUCAGCUCUACAUCCCGUGUCGUACAGCGUUAGUCUACGCCCGAUGUGAAUAA